Molecule: messenger RNA, 2178 nt
Organism: Pollicipes pollicipes
Lineage: Eukaryota; Metazoa; Arthropoda; Thecostraca; Pollicipedomorpha; Pollicipedidae
Product: cysteine sulfinic acid decarboxylase
Exons: 1
Coding region: 1-1467 (488 amino acids)
Biological process (GO): carboxylic acid metabolic process
Cellular component (GO): cytoplasm
Molecular function (GO): carboxy-lyase activity; pyridoxal phosphate binding
Source: RefSeq, a predicted model, not a curated record
AUGGCGGCGGAACCCGACGCCGGCCCGCUCUACCGGCGCGUGCUGGCGCUGGUGGACGAGCUACGCCUGGCCGAGAGCGCGCCGCCGGCUGAGCGGCGGCCCGUGCUGCAGUUCCAGUCGCCUGCCCAGCUAGCGCAGCAGCUGCCGCUGACACUGGGCGAGCCGCUACCAGACGAGUCGGCGCUGCUGCAACUCUGCCGCCAGGUGGCCAGCUACUCGGUGCGCACUUCUGACUUUCGGUUCCGAAAUCAGCUGUACGGCGGCGUGGACCAGUAUGGGCUGGCGGGAGCGCUGCUCACCGAGUGCCUCAACACCAACCAGCACACGUUCGAGGUGGCCCCUGCCUUCAUUCUGUGCGAGGCUGCCGUGCUCGAACACGUGCGCCAGCUGAUCGGUUGGCAGGACGGCGACGGCAUCUUCGCUGCUGGCGGCUCGAUGGCCAACCAGUACGGCCUGGCUCUGGCGCGUUACCACCGCCACCCGGAGGUGAAGGCGCGGGGCCUGUUCGGCCGCCGCCCGAUGGUGGUGUUCACCUCGGAGGACGCACACUACUCGAUCCUGAAGGCGGCCCACUGGCAUGGAUACGGCCACGAUAACGUGCUGGCCGUGCCUACGGACGAGUGUGGCCGGAUGCGGCCCGACGCUCUGGAGGCGGCGGUGACGCGCGCGCUGGCCGAGGACCGCGAGCCACUGGUGGUGAACGCCACGUGCGGCACCACCGUGCUCGGCGCCUUCGACCCGCUGCCGGAGAUUGCCGACAUCUGCCACCGGCACGGCCUCUGGCUGCACGUGGACGCUUGCUGGGGCGGUUCGGCGCUGCUAUCGCGCCGCUGGCGCCCUGUGCUGGCCGGCCUGGAGCGCGCUGACUCGGUGGCCUGGAACCCGCACAAGAUGCUGGGCGCGCCGCUGCAGUGCUCCCUGUUCGUGACGCGCCAUGCCGGCCUGCUGCACCGCUGCAACGCCGCCGCUGCCACCUACCUGUUCCAGCAGGACAAGUUCUACGACGUCAGCUUCGACACGGGCGACAAGUCGGUGCAGUGCGGCCGCAAGGUGGACGGCUUCAAGCUGUGGCUCAUGUGGAAGGCGCAUGGGGACGCCGGCCUUGAGCGGAGGGUGGACGCGACGUUCGCCGCGGCCGGCUAUUGCGCCGACCAGGUGGCGCAGCGGCCCGGCUUUCGGCCGGUGCUGGCCUCGCCGCAGUGUGCCAACGUCUGCUUCUGGUACGUGCCGCCGUCGCUGCGCGGCCAGGAGGAGACGGCUGCGUGGUGGGAGCGCCUGUCGCAGGUGGCGCCGCGUGUCAAGGAAGCCAUGGUGCGGCGAGGCUCGCUCAUGGUCGGCUACCAGCCACUGCCGCACAAACAGCUGGUCAACUUCUUCCGGCUGGUGUUUACGGGUGUGCCAGAAAUGGGGCCAGCUGAGGUAGACUACAUGCUGGACGAAAUCGACAGUUUGGGGCGCGACCUCUAGCACCCACAAUGGCAUCUGCACGGCUUAGUGGCCCCAGUUGUGACGAUGAGUGUGCUGGGCGGGAACGGGGUGGACAUGCUGUCGGGGCAGCUGGCGGUGGACAUACUGUCGGGGCGGCUGGCGGUGGACACAUUGUCGGGGCAGCUGGCGGUGGACAUCCUGUCGGGGCAGCUGGCGGUGGUCCGCCAGUGACUGGCGGCUGAAGCCAGCGACGGUUCAGAAGCGCCAGUCUCCGGGUCUUUGGAGCGUGUGGAACUGACAGUGGAGCGAUCUGAACCUGCCAGCCGCAGCAACCAUCUGUCAUAGGCGUGCCGUUCUCUGCGAUUUGUCACUGAGAGGAGCUUGACGCGAAUUUUUUAACUGUUUUGAAUACCGUGACAGUAGUGUUAUGCCGGGCGGUGUCGUGGGGAGCAGCCUCGCCGUGUGAUUGACGACGGCUUGUUGGAGUCAAAGUAGGGUUUGUUCGCACUAGUCGAGAUAUCAUCACUCAGGGGGUGCGGAUGUCAGUUAUGACCGGUGCGCGCCCACUAGGAAGGAUCGCGAUCACGACUUCAUAUCGUCGAUGAGGCUCCAGUACCGCUCAAAGCAGACGACGCGGCAAAAUACUGCCGUUUGGGCACGUUUAAGCGCGUUUGAGUGUUAGGUUAUACUCUGACAUCGGUGCCAUGAAAUAGGCAUUUGGCACGUUCUGUAAGAGAAAAUAUAUGUGUU